AUGGGUGGAUUCAUGUGUCGAGCGCGGAGCUGCUCGGCAUCGCGCAAACAAACUCGCCAACGGCGGGACUACCUCUAUCGUCGAGCUCUGACCCUUCGAGAUGCUGAGAUUUCAGAGAAGAGAGCAAAGUUACGGGCUUCGUUGGCAUCCGGAAAACCCCUCGACCCCGCGAUUGCGAACGACAAGAAGUUGCGGGAGGACUACAAGUACGAUGAAUCAAGACCCGACCUGACAGUAAAUGAAGAGCUGGAUCUGGAUGAUGAAUAUGCUCAGCUCUCGGGCAUAGUCGACCCCCGAGUCUUGGUUACAACCUCAAGGGAUCCCUCAACACGACUUUCCUCGUUCGCAAAGGAGAUUCGAUUAUUACUACCAACGUCGAUACGACUGAACCGAGGAAAUCUGAUCCUGCCAAAUCUGGUACAAUCUGCUCAAGCAUCAGGACUUUCAGACAUAAUCCUUCUCCAUGAACAUCGAGGUGUCCCGACAGCUCUGACCCUUUCGCAUUUUCCACACGGUCCCACAGUCUCCUUCUCUCUCCACAAUGUAGUCCUUCGCCAUGAUAUCCCAAAUAGCGCUCGAGGGACCGUCAGCGAAUCCUAUCCACAUUUGAUCUUCGAUGGCUUUACUUCGAAAUUGGGACUUCGGAUCGUCAAGAUACUGAAGCACAUAUUCCCGCCACGCGAAGCAAUCACAAACAAAACCAAACUUGGAAGCAGAGUCGUCACGUUUAAGAAUAUCGAGGAUAGCAUCGAAGUACGGCACCACGUAUUUGUGAAAACGGGAUAUCAGAGUGUUGAGUUGGCUGAGGUCGGACCACGAAUGACGAUGAGAUGUUUCGAGAUCAGAGGAGGGACAUUGGAGAAUAAGGAUGGAGACGUUGAGUGGCGCCUGAACCAGUACACGAGAACAAGUCGAAAGAAGGAUUAUUUGUGA
Messenger RNA from Hyaloscypha bicolor E, 933 nucleotides. RefSeq names its product Brix-domain-containing protein. The record is from RefSeq and is a predicted model, not a curated record. Gene Ontology annotation, cellular component: small-subunit processome; Mpp10 complex; nucleolus. NCBI's taxonomy places the organism in Eukaryota, Fungi, Ascomycota, Leotiomycetes, Helotiales, Hyaloscyphaceae. Gene Ontology annotation, molecular function: rRNA primary transcript binding; snoRNA binding. Bases 1 to 933 code for a protein of 310 amino acids. Gene Ontology annotation, biological process: rRNA processing. The transcript is spliced from 2 exons.